AUGUUGUGCGCGGAGUCCUGCAGAGGAAUCCGAAACCCAGAUUGGUCUGUACUAUCGGACGGGACUGGUGGGUAUGGGCACAAGUCGCAGAAAGAGAUUGCCCCGUAAGUUGCUUGUAUUGUGCUGCAACUUCGAAUGUUUAAUUUCCGGAAUCCAACAAACCAGAACUGCAAUUUUGUAAUAGCUAAUAAAGGUAAUCGGGAGACACAGAAUAAUUUAAAUUUAAACUUCAGAAGAUGUCUCAUACUUAAAACGCAGUUUAUAAUUCUUUCUUUUUGACCAGUAAGUAAAAUGUAAAACAUAUUUUCUAAAAAAAGAACUUUUAAAUGUAGAAUCAAACGAACAGGACGACACAAAAAUUUACUGUGUUGGGAGUCGAACUUGGCACAACAAAAAGGUUUGAUUUAUAGGGUUCUAGUUGUGGGUGAAAGAAAGCCCUUUUUCUGUGUGUAUAACUUGUGAAACUAAAUUGUUGUAAUCGUAUCUCUUUGGCUCAGAAUUGUCUGGAUUUUAUUUGCAGUCAACCUAAGAAGAGUAUUUGUACAGUAUGCGAAUACCCACGAACAUCCAGAAAUAUCGCCAAACAAAACCUAUAUAGGAUAAUAGAGCUCGAAUCGCUGAAUUGAAUAACACUCAUGAACAUCUAUAAGGAGGGUAUUCACACUUUAAAAGUAUCCCAGAAUAUUCCACACAUUUUUUUAGGCAUAAUAGAACUAUUUUAGACUAAAAGUUUUUAGAAAAAAGUACUGGCUUUAAAUUUCUUGCAACCGACCUAUUUUUCAUCAAAAUAUUCUUUCUUUCUUUCGAAUAUGAUUUCUUACACAGUAUUCGAUGCAGUUUUAAGGGCACCCCCUCCCUUUCUGGACGUGAAAAUGUUUUCCCGGGUUUCUCAAGAAGGGCUCCACCAAAAAUUCUGAAACUUUCAGGGUAGAGAGAUCUUGACUAGCAGAGCACAAGUUGUCAUAGACUCAGAAUUUCCGGAUGCUUCCGUGUAUAAGAAACAGGGUAUACAAGGGCCAAAAAUGACCUGAAAAACGUGUUUUUUUGCUUAGGGCGAAUUUUGUAAAAUCUGUCAAAAAUCACCAGAACAAUAUUUUUCAAAGAAAAAAAUAUAUACACUCAGAUUUGGUUCUAGUUGUUACAAAACAAAUUCAGCCAUAAAAAAUGAAUUCUGGAUGUUUACAGGGGGGGGGGGGAGACCUGCGGGGCUUUUUGGCCCGUGGGGGCCCGUUUUGGUUUUGGAGGGAGGCGGCGGGGAUUUUGGGGGGUUGGGCC
Messenger RNA from Didymodactylos carnosus, 1275 nucleotides. NCBI's taxonomy places the organism in Eukaryota, Metazoa, Rotifera, Eurotatoria, Philodinida, Philodinidae. The record is from the annotation of a GenBank genome assembly.